AUGAUAUAUUUGGACGAACAUCUCAACAGUGCAACGUCCAUUGUUCUGUCACUGUGGUUCUCCUCACCUGGUUUAGCUGCUGUUGCGGGAAAUGCCGUUGUAUUGUGGUUGUUCUACAAAAAAAAGUCUUAACGAACAAUUUCCAACUGUUUCUUAGCCUCGCUUUCCGUGGUGGACUUUUUGGCUCGACUUGUUGUGCACCCACUGUUUACGGCUGGAUGUCUCUCUUAGUCUUCAUAUCACAGUGGUGCAAUUAUUAGAUAUGUCUUAUGGAUGCACUCUAUAGCUUCCACCGCGUUUAACUUGUGCUGUGUUUCCGCUGAUAGGUUAAUCGAAGUUCGCUUUCCUUUCCGCUAUCAGGAAAUCGUGGCAACGAAGAGAUGUUAUGGACUGAUAACUACAGUUUAGGUCAUAUCACUCCUUUCUUGGUGAUGAUCGUAAAGAAUGAAGCAAAUGGUCAUCUUGUAGAACUGAGGUUGUUGUUCGCUUCUUUAACAUUUCUGUCUCCAAUAUUUUUGGUUACGUUAUGCUAUCAGUUCUAAUUUUCAUAACAGCCGGAGAGCAAUACAGUAUAGUAAAAAAGGACACUGGAAACUCCAAUAACAAUAGACUCCGCGCUGGUAAAAAUUUCAAAGCCAUCAAAACAGUUGGACUCGUUUUGAGUAUUUGUUUUGUCACGUGGAUGCCCUAUUUAAUCCUGACUAUUGUUAGUUGUUAUAAUCUUACCACACAGUGUAGACGAGGAGAUUCAAAGAGACCGAUUCCGGUUGCAAGGACUUGGGUCAGAGCAACUGCACUGACUUCAUCAGCAUUCAAUCCAUCGAUAUACACUUCCGAAAGGGCGAGUUUCAACAAGCUUUUCGCCGGUCUUUUCACUGGCUGCCCGGUCUCCAACAGAUCUAAGACAAGGGCGACAUGUACUGGAACCUAG
This is a messenger RNA of Pocillopora meandrina, 931 nucleotides long. Lineage: Eukaryota; Metazoa; Cnidaria; Anthozoa; Scleractinia; Pocilloporidae. The record is from the annotation of a GenBank genome assembly.